Ustilaginoidea virens is the source of this 1050-nucleotide messenger RNA. RefSeq lists its product as uncharacterized. Gene Ontology annotation, cellular component: mitochondrion. Bases 1 to 1050 code for a protein of 349 amino acids. Lineage: Eukaryota; Fungi; Ascomycota; Sordariomycetes; Hypocreales; Clavicipitaceae. The record is from RefSeq and is a predicted model, not a curated record. Gene Ontology annotation, biological process: mRNA processing. The transcript has 2 exons.
AUGUUGCCCGUGUCAGCCCGACGCGUCAUUUCGUCCGUCCCGUCAUCGGGGCUGGCUUCGUCGCUUGCCGCCUCUGCUCCUCGAGCCGCCGUCCAGGCCGUCCCCGUCCUUUUCCCCGGCCAUCAGCGCCGGCUUUCGUCUUCCAAGCCCUCGCGGUCGGACAACGGAUCCAGCGAGAUUCCUGCCGGCCAGUCCGUAACGACCUCGGCCUCCCGGACCGAAGGCAAAGCUGGCGCGGACAAGAGGAAACGAAGGACCAAGGAUGCCUCUGGAAAGAAUGCCUCGUUCAAGCGGCUGCCUAGCGUGCCCAGCACCCACUACAUAUCUCAAGAAGCUCUCGGCUUGUCCUCCUUCUUCUCGCUACACCGACCCAUCUCCAUCACCCAGACGAUGCCUCGGACGGUGACGAUUGAGCACUUUGCCUCCAUCUUUGCGCCCAGAACCAGGGCCAGCAAGGUGUCGGAUACCAUGUCGACGCUGUCCAGCACCAUCGAUCAGCUCGAGGGUCCCGUGGCGCAGCUGACCAUUGGCGGCGUCGAGGACCAAGGAAUCGGCCAAGGCAUGCACAAGGUUGAGCUUCGAAACGCCGACGGCAGCCACUCGAGCCUCUACCUGCAGGUCGAUGCCAUGUCGGGCGACUUUUUGCCCUUUCGACCGCCUCCUCUGCCGCAGGUGGCCGAGUCCACGGCGGACGACGCAGAAGGCACCGCCGCCGCCGCCGCCGCCGCCGCCGCUGUCGAGGCAGAAGCCCCCGAGCCAGCGCCGCACCACCGCGUCUACAAGGCCAUGUUCACCAUUGAAGAGUCUACCGAGCCCGACGGCCAGAUCCGCAUCGUCGCGCACAGCCCCAGCAUCGUCAGCGACGAGCAGCCGCGUAGCUUCCUGGAGCGCAUGGCCAAGCGACAAAUGGAAGCCGACCACGCCCGCGGCCGUCGCGAAAUGCACGCCAUCAGCGUCCGCCGACAACGAAAGUUGAGGAUGAAGAAGAAGAAGUACAAGAAGCUCAUGAAGCGCACGAGAAACCUGCGCCGCAAGCUCGACAGGACGUGA